Drosophila innubila is the source of this 1406-nucleotide messenger RNA. RefSeq names its product muscle-specific homeobox protein tinman. Gene Ontology annotation, molecular function: DNA-binding transcription factor activity, RNA polymerase II-specific; RNA polymerase II cis-regulatory region sequence-specific DNA binding. Gene Ontology annotation, biological process: regulation of transcription by RNA polymerase II; cell differentiation. The transcript has 3 exons. NCBI's taxonomy places the organism in Eukaryota, Metazoa, Arthropoda, Insecta, Diptera, Drosophilidae. Gene Ontology annotation, cellular component: nucleus. The coding region runs from base 1 to 1272 and encodes 423 amino acids. The record is from RefSeq and is a predicted model, not a curated record.
AUGUUGCAACAUCAUCAACACCAGACACAAUCCGCUGGCUAUUAUGACUACAAUCAAACACCAAGUCCCAGCAGCAUGACAAAUGCGGAUGCCUUAAAUACAACUCCAUUCUCAGUCAAGGAUAUACUUAAUAUGGUCAACCAAACAGAGGCCUAUGAAGGCGCCUAUGGACAUCUCGAGAGUGCGACGGCAGCGUCGGCGCUCUAUGGCGCCGCUGAGUAUCAACAUCAUCAGCAUCCGCAUCAGCAACAAGCCAGUCAUCACCAACAGCAACUACAGCAGCAACAUCAACAGCAACAGCAACAUCAACAGCAACAACAGCUUCAGCAGCAACAGCAACAUUUGGUGGAACAUGAAGAGGAUGCAUUGGCCACAUCCUCGUUGUCGCCAUUGCUGCCACCGCCACAUGGUCAUCAUCAGCUGUAUGCCGGCUAUCAUCAGGAUUACGGCAUGUCCGCACACAUGUUCCAGCAUCCACAGAGCUAUCAAACAGCCUACAAUGUGACCGCCUCACAGUUCUAUGCCGGAUCCACGGCCAAUGCCUAUCAGAAUCCAGCGGGUUACAACUACAACUAUGCUGGCACAGGGGAUGUCUACGCUGGCUCCUCGACAAUCCCCACAAUUCCGCCUCCAAUCAGCAUCAAGAGCGAGUACAUACCCACGCCCUAUGUGACGCCCUCGCCCACCCUCGACCUAAACAGCUCCACGGAGGUGGAGGUGCAUGCCUCGGCGCAUAAGCAUCCCGGUAAUGGCAUCUCCCAGAGGCUGCUCGAGAGCAGCAGCAUCAGGACCAUUAAUAAUACGGCCGGGGAAUGCACAAAGCGAAAGGAUAGUCAGGUCACCUCAUCCCGCGCCGAGUUGCGUAAGAACAGCAGCGGGAACAGCAGUGGGAACAACAGCAGUAACAACAACAGCAACAAUGUAUCUGGAAAACCGAGAAUGAAACGCAAACCGCGUGUAUUGUUCUCCCAGGCGCAGGUCCUGGAGCUGGAAUGCCGUUUCCGUCUAAAGAAGUAUCUGACGGGUGCAGAGCGAGAGAUCAUAGCACAGAAAUUGAAUCUGUCGGCAACACAGGUGAAGAUUUGGUUCCAAAAUCGACGUUACAAGUCGAAGCGUGGCGACAUCGAUGGCGAUGGAAUUGUGAAGCAUCAUCUGAAGCUCAAAUCGGAUUCACUGCAAUCGCCAACGGGCAGCUCCUUGCCCCCGCCCCUUCCCAGUCACAUGAUGUGGCCAAAUCCAGCGCAGCAGACACAACAACUGCAAUUGCAGUAGGAACAAUUUUAAUAUCUAAUUUAUUACAAUCUUUACAAUGUUUUACUUUAACGAAAAUGCCUCAUAACUGUAGUACCUUGUUGUAUAUAUUUUUACUAUAUAUUUGGACAAUAAAUAAAGUUUAAGAGCCAAAA